Recurvomyces mirabilis is the source of this 1620-nucleotide messenger RNA. RefSeq lists its product as uncharacterized. Gene Ontology annotation, molecular function: medium-chain fatty acid-CoA ligase activity. The record is from RefSeq and is a predicted model, not a curated record. Gene Ontology annotation, biological process: fatty acid metabolic process. The transcript is spliced from 3 exons. NCBI's taxonomy places the organism in Eukaryota, Fungi, Ascomycota, Dothideomycetes, Mycosphaerellales, Teratosphaeriaceae. Bases 1 to 1620 code for a protein of 539 amino acids.
AUGGCGAUCGACCGGCGUACGACACAACUGAGCUACGAGGAACUGGACCGCAAAAGCAAUGCAUUGGCACGAGGACUACAGGGAAUAGGCGUGAAGAAGGGUGACAGAGUCGCUGUAUCAUUGGGCAACAACAUCGAAUUCGGCAUAGCAACAUAUGCUCUGUUCAAGCUCGGCGCCAUCCUCAACCCACUGAAUCCGAGCUUCAACGUCCAGCAGGUAAUCAGCGCGGCGAAUCACCUCGAGACGAGCCAUUUGGUCAUUGGGACGGAGACGAAUCUGAGUAGGAAACCUCCAAGGAGUAAUGUACAACUACUGGAGCAAAUUGCUCCAAAUGUCAGGAGCGGGAAGCUGGAGUCGGACAUCGUGCCGUCGUUGCAGCAGAUUGUGCUUGUGGACAAUUCAUCUGGGCGAGUCGACGCGAAGGAGUUGAGAGCGACGGUGCCUUUCGAGGACGUCUUAGCUGGAACAGGUCAGAGUCUUUCGGACCAAAGACUCCACAAAGACGACAUCGUGAACAUUCAGUUCACUUCCGGCACUACGAGUUCACCUAAAGCUGCUUGUCUAUCUCAUCGAUCGAUCCUGAACAACGGCAUGCAGAUAGGUGACCGCAUGCUCUUGACACCAGAGGAUGUCGUCUGCUGUCCGCCUCCGCUGUUUCAUUGCUUCGGGUGCAUUCUUGGCUACAUGGCAACAGCUACACAUGGCUCAGCGAUUGUCUUUCCGACUGAAGCGUUCGACCCACUGGCAUCUUUAAAGGCAGUCCAGGAGUACAAGGCCACUGCACUAUAUGGCGUCGCGACCAUGUUUCUGGCCGAGCUGGAACUGCUAGCCAACGGCACUGUACCGUACGAAGGCUUCCAAGACCUCCGCACGGGCAUCGCGGCAGGCAGCUCAGUACCAGCAGAACUGAUGCGCAAGUUGCAUAAGAUCCUGAACUUGCACGACCUCACGAUCUGCUAUGGCAUGACAGAGACAUCGCCCGUCUCACUCAUGACCCGCACAGACGAUCCGAUACAGAAACGUAUCGAUACUGUAGGACGGUUAAUGCCACACGUGGAAGCGAAAGUCGUAGAUGUGACAGACAAGAGCAAGAUCCUCGGCAUCAACCAGAGAGGAGAGCUUGCAGUGUCUGGAUAUUUACUUAUGAAAGAGUACUGGGGAGACCCAGCAAAGACCACCGGAGCCAUGGUACCCGACGGGAACGAUCCGAGCAAAGUCUGGAUGCUUACAGGAGAUGAAGCGAGCAUGGACGAGGAAGGCUAUGUCUCUAUAACCGGCAGGAUCAAGGACUUGAUCAUUCGUGGUGGGGAGAAUAUCCACCCUCUUGAGGUUGAGAACUGUCUGCUCGCUCAUGAUGAGGUGAGGGAAGCUAGUGUAGUGGGCUUGCCGGACAAGAAGUAUGGCGAAGUUGUCGCGGCGUUCGUGGUGAGGCAUAAGGGCGUGCAGCUCGAAGCUGACACCGUGCGAAAGUGGGUGCGCACAGAGCUCAGCGGACAUCUAGUCCCCAAAUAUGUCUUCUGGGUCGACGACUAUCCCAAGACCGCCAGUGGCAAGAUCCAAAAGUUCAUAUUACGAGAGACAGGAGUACGGCUGCUACGACAGGGUCAAGGCUCGCAGUGA